UUGAGUGGUUUUUCUUCGCAUACCACGACAGAGAGAAACGCCACAUUCGCUCUCGCUUCAACAAACAACAAUGACAAUGUUAUUGCUUGCGCUUGUUAUUUGAACGGGGGAGGAACAUAUUGGACCAAUAAAUGGAUGAGCAGAGACAAGCAUGGGAAUGCAAAAUGGAGUGCACUACUUGACUGCGACCAGCAGAGGCGCUGUCGCAUCACGCUCAACGGGUUUGCUGUGGAAGAAGUUCAGCACGGCGUCGGCUCUGUGGGAAGUGGAGGGACAUCCCUGCUGCUGGUUUUCUCCCUUGGAAAGAAAAUAGCAGUCGGAAGUUUUGAUUAUUGUGGCAAUUGGCGGGAUAUCACUCAAAAAUGUGUAAAUAAAACGUUAUAUAAAAGUUACGAAACGUGCUCAGAUGUAAUUUGAAUGCUGUUACUGAAAUGUUACAUGGCUGAGCACCUUCCUAGCUUGCUGACUUCGUGUGACCUUAUGGGUCAUUCCGAUUACGCUCAAACCAUGCGAGUCUUUUGGUGACUGCCAAAGCUAAAAAGAACUCCUUGUAUUAGAUUAGUCUCAUCUGGAGUUUGGCCUGUUUUACUGCCUCUCCUUCACAAGUAUAUGUACUUCUAAUUAAGUACAGAGCAUGAGUGCUUUUGCCACCUCCGUUUUAUAUGGAGCCAAUGAGCCUUGCCGGUCGCUUGUUGCGCAAUGACAAAACAAAGUGUGAGCUGAACUUUCACUUUCGUGUUCAAACCUCCGGAGUGCGGACACUCGACAUUUCAGUUUUAUUUGGGCUUGUGUGCUCGUGAGGAGGAGGACGGCGCGAGGUUCAGUCAGCAUGUUGGACCAGUCGGCCGCACGAUGCGAGGAGGUGAAAACCGGGACAACAAUCAUCGCCAUAGAGUUCGAUGGCGGGGUCGUGCUGGGCUCGGACUCGCGCGUGACCGCAAGCGAUUCCGUGGUGAACCGUGUGAUGAACAAGCUGUCGCCCCUGCACCCGAAGAUCUACUGUGCGCUGUCCGGCUCAGCAGCGGACGCUCAGACCGUUGCCGAGCUGGUCUGCUAUCAGCUGCAGUUUCACAGUUUGGAGAUCGGGGACGAGCCGCGGGUGGGUGCCGCCGCCACCCUGGUCAAGAACAUCUCGUACCGGCACAGGGACGAGCUGGCGGCUAAUCUCAUCGUGGCCGGCUGGGACAGGAGAGGCGGCGGGCAGGUGUUCUCCACCCUGAGCGGCGCCCUGUCGCGCCAACCGUUCGUUGCGGGCGGCUCGGGCAGCAUUUACGUGUACGGCUUUGUGGAUGCCGCGUACCGUUCGGGCAUGAGCAGAGACGAGUGCAAGGAGUUUGUCCUUAACACCCUCGCUCUGGCCAUGAACCGGGACGGCUCCAGCGGAGGCGUGGCCUACAUCGUCACCAUCGACGAGCGCGGCGCAGAGGAGCGAAUCGUGUCGGGGAAGGACUUGCCCGCCUUCUUCGACAAGUGACGCGUGCCCACGUGACGCAGCCUGCUUUCACCCCAUUCCAAAUGUUCAGGACUGGCGUGGCUUUACUUGCUGUGGUCUCUAACGAGGCAAAUAAAACAUUUUGAAAAGCAA
Messenger RNA from Phyllopteryx taeniolatus (common seadragon), 1585 nucleotides. Its product is annotated as proteasome subunit beta type-9-like. Gene Ontology annotation, molecular function: threonine-type endopeptidase activity. Gene Ontology annotation, cellular component: proteasome core complex. Bases 830 to 1474 code for a protein of 214 amino acids. The record is from RefSeq and is a predicted model, not a curated record. Lineage: Eukaryota; Metazoa; Chordata; Actinopteri; Syngnathiformes; Syngnathidae. The transcript has 6 exons.